Messenger RNA from Rotaria sp. Silwood2, 5774 nucleotides. Lineage: Eukaryota; Metazoa; Rotifera; Eurotatoria; Philodinida; Philodinidae. The record is from the annotation of a GenBank genome assembly.
AUGAUGCUGGUGUAUUCUCUGUUACUACUAUUCACUAUUUUCUACUUUGAUGCAUCUUCUUCAUUGAUCUUGGAACAUACACUGAAUAGGAAUCAAUCAUAUAAGGACUGUUUCCGCUUACCAAAUGCGUUAAACAAGUUAGAUGAUCAUCUGCAUUUUUGUCUUCGUACAGAUGAUCAACAGACUGUCUCACAAUCCGAUACUUGUUAUAAAAGCAAUCAGAUCACGUUUGAGCAGCUGAAAGAAGCCAGCGUGAAUGUUAGUGAUUUAUUCCUAUGGCAGAUACCAGUGGAUAUUGUCGAUAUUUACAGUGCAUUCUUGAAGGGUACGAUUCUUGAUAAUCAAGUUCAAUAUAUUUGUAAUUGUUCAUCUUCCACUACCUUUGGUCGUUAUUGUGAAUAUUCGUUUGAAGAAGGUAUUGGUACAAUAGAAGACCUGUUCAACUCGUCCAGUAACGGAAAGAAAACAUUGUAUCCAGUGAAACGUUUAUUACCAUGUUAUGACCUGAUCAACAACAAAGAACGAUGCAUCGAUUAUCGAGAUAUCUGCGAUGGAGAAUGGGAUACGAAGAGUGGUGAGGAUGAACUUCAUUGCGAACUGAUUGAAAUAAACACCUGCGCUGAUCAUGAAUUUCGAUGUCGUACUGGCCUAUGUAUUGAUCGUGAAUUUUUAUUCGAUGGUCAAGCUGAUUGUCCUGAUCUAAGUGAUGAACAACGAAAUCUUCUCUUUGAAAGAUAUGGUGACUUUCGACAUUGCUACGAACAAGCCACUUUUGAUUGUGAUGAACGUUGGUGUGGACGUGAAUGGUUAUCUUGUGGCGACGGCGAGUGUAUUGCCUGGAAUCGACGAUUUUGGAAUGGAUUUGACUGUAGUAAUUCUUAUACACAUGUGUACAACUGUGAAUUGGAAGAACGUCAUGGAAAAAGCAUUGAAUUUUGUCUUACGGAUGACAAUGGUCGAUGUCAGCCAAACAUUAUCGAAUCGAAUACAAUUGAUGAUCGUUGUAGGACGGUGAUCAAAUGUGCUUUGACUUUGCAUCCCACUUGCACCACACUCGGUAUGCUUUUUAAGACAUAUGAGAAAGCCAUUAGUCAGAUCCAUAUUUUAUGCCAAAAUCGAACUCAAAUUGUUUACGCAUCGGGUAUUCAUUUUUUGUCACCUUUUAUCCGUGCACAUUACACGAUUCGUCAAUUUCAAACAAGUAAUAGCGAUUUUUUUGCUUUGAUGAAAAUGCGUCAACCUGGACAAUUUUGUUUAGUUGGGGAAUAUACUUGUCAAGGUGUUAAAAUCGAUACUAUUGUUCGAUCAAUGGUGUCAGAUCGUCAGCAGUCAUGCGCUAUUUUCUCGGUAAAUAUUUCUCGAUUUCGAUUCUGUUGUCAAUUGCAUAGUCAUUUAACAUUUUUAUUUGCAGGAGAUGGAUGGAGUCAGUGUCCCAAUGGAACGGACGAGAUGAGUCUUUCUGUGAAUUGGCAACAGAAAAAAUGUCGGCAGCCUGAAGAUUUGGCCUGUUCUAUUUUACGUGGUUUAUAUGAUACGGACAACGAAAAACAGUCGACAUAUAUUUUACCAUUUGCAAGUUUAUGUGAUUCGAUUUGGGAUUUAAGAAAUGGCUCCGAUGAGACAGAUUGCGAAGAAUGGGUAUGCGAAGACGGUUGGAUCAAACAGUACACAAAGAACAGUCGAUGGAGUGGAAAUUGCAUCAAUCCACAAUGGAAAUGUAAUCACGCCUGGGAUUAUGCAGAUGGGAGUGAUGAAUUUCAUUGUAAUGGAACGGACAAAUAUCCUGUGCCGGAAUGUCUUCUGUUGGCCACAGGUCAACGAAUUCGAUUGAAUGAAAGUAAUGAAAUUGCUGGUAAUGGAAAGGUUGAAUGUUCUGGUGGAAUUGACGAGCGUGUGACAUUUGCUUGUACCGAAGGCUUUCCGCUGAAUGAACGAUUUUUGUGCAACGAUCAAGCGAAAUGUCUUCCUCCAAAACUUCUCUGUGAUCAUGUUCCCGACUGUUCUGAGGGUGAAGAUGAGUCUGAAUUUUGGUGUGGAGCAGGUUUUCCCUCGAUGACAAAUACAUGUGCUGCGCGUACUUUUGCUUGUCAGGAGCGAAAUGAUUCUGGUCCGUGUAUCCCGAACGAAAAUCGAUGUAAUACUGGAAAUAUUGAUUGUCAAAUCUCCUCUCGCGAUGAAAUGAUGUGUAUCAAAGCACGUGAUGAACCACCUAUCAAAUCUAGACCAUUUAUGCUACCCACAUUACCACGUACUUUUCACACUGGUAUCUCUCCAUGGUACUGUGAUCGGGGUUUAGUCGUCUUUCGUUACAAUCAAUUAGCGUGUCUUUGUCCUCCUAGUUUUUUUGGCCAGCGAUGUGAAAAACAUAGUCACCGAUUGACAGUGGUUUUCACAGUGAAGAUCGAUGAUCCGAUUAACACGGAUGUCCUUCGCAUUAGUCUUGUGUUAAUAAAAGCGAAUCAAAGUAUUGAUCACAUGGUCGUCACUCAGCAUCUAUCCUUCACUGGCAAACAUCGACUCUAUCUAAACUAUCCUCGAUCUUUGUAUAGUGAUUUACGACAAUUGUCAAACAACUAUCGAGUGCAAUUUCGUUUGUACGCAGCCAAUACCAGUUUCGUAGAACUCUUGUCUCUCAAGGAAUAUCCUGUAAAAUUCUCCUUUCACCCUGCAUUUCGUCUGGCCGUUGUCUUGCGAUACGAAGAAAGUAGGCGCAUGUGCGGAAAUUUCGAUGAAGAUGGAUUGGAACUUCCUACUCCCUGUGCACCCGGUAGCCAUCGAUUAAGAUUUAAUGGUGAGCAUCUUGCUUGCGUUUGUCCGUCCGAACAUUAUGGACCCACUUGUCAUCUGAAAAGCCAAUCUUGUCAAGUGCAUUUCUGCCAAAACGAAGGCACUUGUAUCUCGUAUACAAAUGAUUUUCAUCAGACCGAAUUUCGUUGUUCAUGUUCAGAAAAUCAUUUUGGAGAACAAUGUGAAUACACCAAGGCAUCGUUGUUAUUGAGUUUUAGUAAUAAAACUGUUCAAUCGUCAUCGAUAUAUAUUGUUCAAUUGAUUGAUUAUGAUUCGACGAAAAUGCAAUUUCACAUCAAACGUCAACAUCUAAUGCUACGCCAUAUUGAACAUUUAUUUUAUGACGAUUUUCAACUUCCUCCUAUUGGAUUAGUAAAAGUGCAUGAAACUGACCAGACACAAGUCUAUCUAAUGUAUCUUGGUCAUAAUUAUUCGAAAUUGCAUUUAGAAGAGCAGAAUAAAGUGAGAUGUGCUCAUGUGAAAGAAUUCAAUUUAAUUCCGAAGAAUUAUUCUACGGCAGCAUUAUUAUCUGUAAUGAAGCGAUAUCAUCGACCGUGUCAAAUGUCAAACAAUCAGAGCAUUCUCUGUUUUUAUGACCCUCUGAUCUAUUUUUGUUUUUGUAAUACAACAAUACGACGAUCAGUAUGUUUCUUCUAUGAUUUUGAAUUUGAUCGUUGUGAUCAUUGUCUGAAUGGGGGACAAUGCUAUGCUGGUGAACAAAAAAGUAAUAGAAAAGAUUUUCUUUGUCGCUGUCCAACAUGUGUGUAUGGUUCAUUGUGUGAACUCCGUAUGGAUCGUUUGAGUUUCUCCUUUGAAUCAUUGUUAAUGUUAGAUACCAAUCAACCUCAUUCAACCUAUACUAUUUGGAUCUAUGUAACCAUCACUGCAUUUAUGGCAAUAAUGGGUCUAUUGAGCAAUCUUUUCACUCAUUUGAAUUUAGUUUCGAAUCAGAGUAGUCUCACAAUUAUUCCUCGCUAUAUUCGUUUAACAGCAUUUACUAAUCAAAUGACAUUGACCUGUCUUCUACUACAAAUUCUUUAUGUGAUUCUAAAUCAAUAUCAGAUUUUGAAUCACUCACGAAUCAAUACAAUACUCUGUAGAUCAGCGUCUUAUCUUUUGAAUUGCUUUGCUUAUACAAGUAAAUGUUAUACUACUCUUUUGUCUAUCAAUCGUGCUUGGAGUGUUCGUCAACUACGUAUUAUUCGAAUGUAUUCUUCUAGGCAAUUAAUUUGGCCAGUGGUAAUCGUCGUGAUCAUUUUUAUCUUAAACGGAACGGAAGUUAUGUUUCAUCGUCUUAUUAAUGAUCCGCGCAGAUCAAACCGUCUCAUAUGUACAGUUGAAUAUACUGAGUCAAUCUGGCGUAUUACAGAAAUGGUCUUUCGUUUUAUAAUUCAUCUCUUACCAUUCAUUCUGAAUAUGUUUGCGGUAACGAUCAUUAUACGCACAAUCGCUCAAAGUAAAGCGAACAUUCAUCAAUCAAGAUUUGUCUCGGAGAUUUGGAAACAAAUCAAACAAUAUCAUGAACAAUUAUUCUGUCCAGUUCUGAUGAUCAUUUGUUCAACACCACAACUCUUGAUGACGAUGAUUAUGAAAUGUUUUCAAUGGGAUAAUGUUCAUUAUCGAACAUUGAUGAUUGUCAUGCAUUUUAUCUCUUUUAUUCCACAAGUGUUUACAUACUAUCUCUUCGUCCAUUCAUCAAAAACUUACAAAAAAUCUCUUGCCACUACCCAGCUUCAUCAAAUACUUUCGACUACUGAUCGCUAUUCCUAAUUUCGCGUCACUUAGUUUGCAAUCCAUUCUUGCUUUCAAUCUUCGAAAUAAAAAUUUCAUAGCAUCAUGACCAUGCAAUCUGUGAUGAUGUUAUUUGUUGCACUAAAAUAUCUAGUUUUAUUGAGAUCAGAUAUUCGUUAAUUUUUUCGAAAAUGAUACAUUUGAUCGCUUGUUAUUUAAGUGUCGAAUUCUGCCACUAAAGUUUAUUCUUGACAGGGUGUGGAUGCAGGUUUGAGUAUGGAUGUGUGAACAGAAGUCUUCUUUUCUCAGAAAUAUUCGCACUCACACUCCCACCGACACCCAUACUCUCAAACACAUAAGAUAUAUUAAAUGUUAUUUUAUUCGUGUGUUGCAGGAAUUAAUUAUUUUUUAUUCAACUAUGAUAAUCAAAUAAAAUACAUCUCCAAUGACUAACUAAUCUCUAGAAAACUAGAUACACAUCAAUAAUAGCAACAAUUCAGGAAAAGAAAGUAUAUAUUUUAUCUUAUUAAGUAAAGUACCAUGCUAUUCCUCUACAUGAUACUCCUUUUGUAUGUGAACAGUUUUUGUUAUAUUUUUGAAUACCCACAAUAAUCAAAAUAAGGAAAAUAAUGAGUAAGAUAAUAAUAAGAGUAGGUACACCAUAGCGGACGAUGCAUUCUUCAGUACAACAAUUUUCUCUUGUUUGAGACGUUUUUAAAUUUUGUUCAGUAGUUUCAGAUGUUGGUUUUCCACUCUCAUCAAUUAAUGAUAAAGUAACUUGUUGAUUUUUAACGUCGUCGCACAUUUGUACGAAUAAUGUCAGCCUUGAGAACAUGUUAAAAUGAAAAAUUUAUACAACUGACUAAUGAAUACUCAUAUUACUUGGUGAAUAUUUACAUAGAUAUUUUAUAUAAUGAUCUGUAGUUAUGCUUUUACUGUAUUCUCUCGUUCCAGUCACGUUAUUAUGAUUCUAAGUAUUAAUUAAUUCAAAUUCCAUAACUACAUUUGUUAUUCAUUAUAUUUUGUGACUAAUUCAUUCUUAAGAGAGGUGUGUAUUCUUUACUAUCUAACGUUUUUCUGUUCGUUAAAUAUCGUUAAUCCUAGACAUUGUACAUGUUUUUACAUACACUGUCUCAAAAAGAUAUUUCAUCUUAAAACAAUAUAUUCUCUUGCAAAGUUUAACUAAAUUAUUUUAAUACGAACAAAAAACUUCGAUUUGUUCGUUUCACUCAUCAAUGUAUAUGUCGUAUCAAAGU